Messenger RNA from Apis laboriosa (Himalayan honeybee), 581 nucleotides. RefSeq lists its product as uncharacterized. NCBI's taxonomy places the organism in Eukaryota, Metazoa, Arthropoda, Insecta, Hymenoptera, Apidae. The record is from RefSeq and is a predicted model, not a curated record. The coding region runs from base 156 to 581 and encodes 141 amino acids. The transcript is spliced from 2 exons.
CGUAAUUUCGAAAGGAGGCAGCAGAAGAAGAGCGGAAAAGGGAAGAGAGAGACGAGGCAAAGCGUGGCCAUAAGCGCGAGAGAAGCUCGCGAGAGGAGCAGCCACGGAGGCAGAGCGAGAGAGGUGGAGUGAACGGGCGAUAAUCGAGGAUUUGAAUGGGUGGGCCGGGAGCCGGUAGGGUUAACAGGCACGAGCUGAACGCGGUGCCAAAGAGCGACGUCGGUCACGGGGAUAGGACCCUCGUAAUCGACGAGCCAACAGCACCAGCACCGGCCUGUCGGUGUCACCCGGCUUCGGACGCUGUGAUCUCAGCAUCUGGCCACCUGGUCCCCGCCCAACUGCCGCCUUCGCCGCCGCCACUCGCCUCGUUGCACAUCGACAACGUGAACAAUUGCAGCUCGAUCGGCAACAACACUACUGCCAAACCGGACGCGAUCUCGAACGAUACCAAAGCUGCUGCUACCAUGUCCUCGCCGCCCAAGCAUCGAAGGGGCUUCGACCCCAACGACGUAAACGCCACCGAUUAUCGCCGUUAUCGUCGAGUUAAGACGAGACGAGGCUUUGUAUGUUCCACACCGUGA